AUGGCCGCAAUUGCUGAAAACUCGUCCAAUUCCUUGGACCCCAAUCACUCUGGCGGUGCUGCGGGUGACAUUCCCAACGACGGUACAGGUGUUGUGAAGCUCGAUCCUUGGCUGGAGCCCUUCAGCGAAGCCCUCAGAAGGCGCUUUUCUAAAACUCAAGAUUGGAUCAAGACCAUCAACGACACCGAAGGUGGCCUUGAGAAGUUCAGCAGGGGCGCUGAGAAAUUUGGCUUCAACGUCGAUGCUAAUAACAACAUUGUCUACCGUGAAUGGGCGCCUAAUGCCACUGCGGCGUUCCUCGUCGGCGACUUUAAUAACUGGGACCGCAAUGCUCAUCCCAUGACCAAGAACGAUUUCGGCGUCUUCGAAAUCACAAUUCCUGCCCAAGAUGGACAGCCUGCCAUUCCUCAUCUUUCCAAAGUCAAGAUCUCGCUCAACUUGCCCAAUGGCGAGCAUGUCGAUCGACUUCCGGCUUGGAUCAAGUACGUGACACAGGAUUUGUCUGUGUCUCCCGCAUACGAUGCUCACUUCUGGAACCCUCCAGCCUCCGAGACAUACAAGUUCAAAAAUGCUCGGCCCAAGAAGCCUGCAAGUGUUCGUGUGUAUGAGGCGCAUGUCGGAAUCUCCAGCCCUGACCAGCGGGUUGCGACUUACAAGGAGUUUACAAAGAACAUGCUUCCACGAAUUAAGAACCUAGGUUACAAUGUGAUUCAACUGAUGGCUGUGAUGGAACAUGCGUACUAUGCCAGCUUUGGCUAUCAAAUCAACAACUUCUUCGCUGCUAGCAGCCGAUACGGUACUCCCGAGGACCUCAAGGAGCUCAUUGAUACCGCUCACGGCCUCGGAAUUACCAUGCUACUCGAUGUUGUUCACAGCCACGCGUCCAAGAACGUGCUCGAUGGCAUCAACGAGUUUGAUGGCACCGAUCACCAUUACUUCCAUGGUGGCGGCAAGGGCCGACACGAUCAAUGGGACAGCCGGCUUUUCAACUACGGUCACCACGAGGUGAUGCGGUUCUUGCUGAGCAACUUACGUUUUUGGAUGGACGAAUACCAGUUCGACGGUUUCCGAUUUGACGGAGUUACCAGCAUGCUAUAUGUUCAUCAUGGAAUGGGCACGGGCUUUUCUGGUGGUUAUCAUGAGUACUUCGGCGCAGAUGUUGAUGAGGAGGCUGUUGUCUAUAUGAUGCUUGCAAAUGAAAUGCUGCAUGAACUCUACCCAGAGGUCAUUACCAUUGCUGAGGAUGUGUCUGGUAUGCCGGCACUUUGCCUGCCACUUUCUCUUGGUGGCGUUGGAUUCGACUACCGCCUUGCCAUGGCCAUUCCUGACAUGUGGAUCAAGAUUUUGAAGGAACUCCAGGAUGAUGAAUGGGACAUUGGCAACAUCUGCCAUACGCUUACCAACCGUCGACAUGGCGAGAAGACUAUCGCCUAUGCUGAAAGCCACGACCAGGCGCUUGUUGGUGACAAAACUCUCAUGAUGCAUCUAUGUGACGCUGAAAUGUACACCAACAUGUCUACUCUGUCGCCACUGACUCCUGUCAUUGAUCGCGGUAUGGCGCUCCACAAGAUGAUUCGACUUGUGACACAUGGCCUAGGAGGAGAGGGAUAUCUGAACUUUGAGGGUAACGAGUUUGGUCACCCUGAGUGGCUCGACUUCCCGCGUGAGGGCAACAACAACUCAUUCUGGUAUGCUCGACGACAGCUCAACCUCACGGAUGAUCCCUUGCUCCGAUACAAGUUCCUUGAUCACUUUGACCGGUUGAUGAACCAGGCUGAGGCCAAAUAUGGUUGGCUCCAUGCGCCGCAGGCGUAUAUCUCAUUGAAACAUGAAGGUGACAAAGUUAUUGUGUUUGAGCGCGGCGGUCUGGUCUUUAUCUUUAACUUCCACCCAACCAACAGCUUCAGCGACUACCGUAUCGGAAUUGAAGUCGCAGGAACUUACCGUGUCGUUCUCAACACAGAUAGCAAGGAUGUUGGUGGUCACAACCGGGUUGAUGAGAACACCCGAUUCUUCACUACCCCUAUGGAAUGGAACAACAGGAAGAACUGGACUCAUAUCUAUAUUCCCUGCCGAACUGCUUUGGUCCUGGCUCUUGAGUCAACAAUUUCUCAGCAGUCCUGA
Fusarium tjaetaba is the source of this 2124-nucleotide messenger RNA. Its product is annotated as 1 4-alpha-glucan-branching enzyme. The coding region runs from base 1 to 2124 and encodes 707 amino acids. Lineage: Eukaryota; Fungi; Ascomycota; Sordariomycetes; Hypocreales; Nectriaceae. Gene Ontology annotation, molecular function: cation binding; 1,4-alpha-glucan branching enzyme activity; hydrolase activity, hydrolyzing O-glycosyl compounds. Gene Ontology annotation, biological process: glycogen biosynthetic process. The record is from RefSeq and is a predicted model, not a curated record. The transcript has 8 exons. Gene Ontology annotation, cellular component: cytoplasm.